AUGGACAAGAGUUGGAUGAUGAUAAAUAAUAGAUUGACAAGCAAAGAGUAUCAACAAGGGGUGAAGUCAUUCCUUGACUUUGCUACCACAAAUUUAGGCCCACAUGAUGAAAUUAGGUGUCCGUGUGUCGAUUGCAUGAAUGACACAAAAUUUAGUAGACAAGUUGUCUGGACACACCUGAUUAGAAGAGGAAUUGCGUCUUCGUAUAUAACUUGGGUGCACCACGGGGAACAUGUUCCCAUGUAUCAUCCUAGUGUACCAAAUGACCAUUUUGGAAGUAGUGGAGAAGGUAUGCCAGAUACUGAUCAUUCGAUGAUGGGUGAAUUGCCUAAUAUGAUGGAAGAAAUUUACAUGAGUGGUCUUAUGGAUGAUCAUAUCGACGAAGAACCUUAUAGUUUGGAGAGGGAGGGUUUGCAGAAGUUCAUUAGGUUAUUUGAAGAUGCUCAAUGCAAAAUUUACCCAGCAUGUGAGAAGUUCUCUAUGUUGUCAUUCGUUAUUAAGAUGCUUCAUGUGAAGGUGUACAACAAAUGGAGCAAAAAGUCAUUCGAUAUAGUUAUGCAGGCAUUCAAGGACAUUCUACCAGAAUGUGAUCAAACUGUUCCAUGGAUGCUCUAUCAUGCCAAGAAGUUCUUACGUAACUUGGGUUUGGGAUAUGAAACCAUUCAUGCGUGCAAGAAUGUUUGUGCACUGUUUAGGAAGGAGAAUGCGAGUUUUGAGAAAUGCCCUACAUGUGAUGAGCCUAGAUACAAGUUGAACAAUGAUGGGGGUAAAAAGAUUCCUCACAAGCUAUUGCGGGCUGGGGACAGUGGUUUCAAUCCAUUUGAAAAUAUGAGCACAUCAUAUAGCAUGUGGCCCGUAAUCUUAAUGUCUUAUAAUCUCCCACCGUGGAAGUGUAUGAAAGAGUCAUUUUGCAUGAUGUCAUUGCUUAUUCCUGGACAAUCGGCACCUGGAAGAGACAUUGAUGUUUACUUGCAACCAUUAAUAGAAGAAUUGAAUAAUUUGUGGGAGUGUGGGUGGAGUACGAAGGGUUACUUGGCUUGCCCUAAUUGUAACAUGAAUGCAUCAUCACAGGGUUUGCGAAUUAAGAUCGGGUACAUGGGUGCUCGUCGGUGCUUGCCUGAGAACCACAAUUGGCGAAGGAGUAAGCUCUUCAACGGUCAAAUUGAGGACAGGUCCAAACCUGUGGACUUAUCGGGAGAAGAAAUACUAGAGCAAAUUGGUUGUGGGACUUACAAGCCGUAUGGAAAGCACCCACACAAUGGAAAAAGACAAAGGAAUGAAAAUCCAAAUUUGAAUUGGACAAAGAGAUGCAUUAUGUUUGACUUGCCCUAUUGGAAAAUGCUGAAGCUGUGGCACAACCUUGACGUCAUGCAUAUUGAGAAAAAUAUAUGUGACAAUGUGAUUGGGACACUCUUGAGCAUAGAUGGAAAGAACAAGGACACAGACAAAGCACGCUUAGAUUUGGAGGACAUGAGAAUAUGUAAAGAGCUAUACUUGAAGAGUCGUGCCAAUGGAUCUUUUGAGAAGCCCCCCAUAUUGAACACAUUGUCCCUGACAGAGAGAGAAGGCUUUUUUCAUUUUUUGAAAUCAAUUAAGUAUCCUGAUGGCUAUGCAACAAAUAUAUCCAAUUGCGUGACCGCUCAAGGAGUUGUGUUCAAAGACAUUGAGGGUCACAGAUUUGGAGAAAUUAGAGAAACAAAUCAUACUCAUACUUUGUUGCUUGGACGUCUAAAAGGAUUUGUGGCCAAUAAAGCUUAUCCUGAAGGUUUUAUUGCCCAGGCUUACAUUUCAAAAGAGUGUACGGCAUUUUGUUCAAUGUAUUUGGAUGGAGUUGAAACAAUUUUUGAUCGGGAGAAAGAAAUUGCGACAUGGGCAACCAUGUUUAACACCAGUAGUAGCAGAACUAUGCGUGUCGAACCACAUUUGACAACGGUUGAUAUAAGAAGUCAAUGGUACAAAGACGACUUAUUUUUCUUACCAAGUCAAGUUCAACAAGUAUUCUAUGUUGAUGACACCAAAUUAGGUGCCAAUUGGAGAGUCAUAGAAAAGUUUGAACAUCAAGGAAUUUGGGAUGUGCCGGAGAUGGAUGACAUAGAAACUGAUGAUGUGUUCCAACAAGAAGAAACUACUGAGGUUGUACCAGCUGAGGCUAUUGACGAUGAUGUGGUUUUGCGUUGA
Messenger RNA from Camellia sinensis, 2178 nucleotides. The record is from RefSeq and is a predicted model, not a curated record. Lineage: Eukaryota; Viridiplantae; Streptophyta; Magnoliopsida; Ericales; Theaceae.